Messenger RNA from Metopolophium dirhodum (rose-grain aphid), 3832 nucleotides. RefSeq names its product polycomb protein Scm (gene Scm). Gene Ontology annotation, biological process: regulation of DNA-templated transcription. Bases 354 to 2225 code for a protein of 623 amino acids. The record is from RefSeq and is a predicted model, not a curated record. NCBI's taxonomy places the organism in Eukaryota, Metazoa, Arthropoda, Insecta, Hemiptera, Aphididae. Gene Ontology annotation, cellular component: nucleus. Gene Ontology annotation, molecular function: protein binding. The transcript has 14 exons.
CUUGUAUUUUAGAGAAUAAUUAAUAAAAUUAUAUCCAAUGAAUUACAACCAUCUGGGUAUGGUUCUAAUUAAGUUGAAAUUUUUUAAAAUUUAAAAUUCUCUUAUUUGUGAAACAUGAUGUCUAUUAUCAAGUGUAAAGUUUAUCGAUAUUAAUUGAAUUUGUCAAUAGUUGAUUAAUAGUUAUAAUACUAACUAUUAUGAAUAUAGAAUAUACGUAUUUUAUUAUAAGUUGUCAUAUUCAGUUUUACAAAAUAUAGUUAAGUUGUUUAUUUACUAUCAUAUCUAAUAAAAUAAAAAAAACUUAAGUAAAAUAGAAAAUUGAGAACUAAUUAGGACUUAAUUUUACACUUAAAAUGCAAACCAAUAAAAUGAGAGGUCGUCCUCCAAAGGCAAAAUCAACAUGUACUAUGUGCAAUGACUCAAAGCAUCCUUUGAAUUAUGUAUUACCUACACAGAAUGGAAAAAAAGAAUUUUGCUCUGUCAAUUGUCUUACAGAAUUUCGAAAAGAAUAUGUAAAGAACGGAUGUGCAAAUUGUGAUAAUAUAAUUAAAGGCUCUCCAGUUAAACAAGAAAAUCAAGAUUCUACACCAAAAAACUUUUGUUCAACUGCUUGUUUAAAUAAACAUCAAAGGAAAGAACAAACCAAAAAAACUGUAUUUGGAGAUGUUCAAGUGGAAAAUCCAUUUUCUGCUCACGGUAAUCCAGUAUUUGAUUGGGAUAAUUAUCUCAAAGAAACAUCAAGCUCAGCAGCUCCUACUUAUUGUUUUAAACAGCAUGAAGUAUCUCCGGAAAAUGAAUUCAAACCAAGUAUGAAAUUGGAAGCAGUGGAUCCUCGAAACAUAACAUCCAUGUGCAUUGCAACUGUCAUAGGUGUUGUUGGCCCCAGAAUACGUCUUCGUCUAGAUGGUGGAGAUAAUAAAAAUGAUUUUUGGCGAUUAGUUGACUCUUCAGAAUUAAAACCCAUUGGUUAUACAGAAAAAAAAGGCGGAAUGUUACAACCCCCACUUGGUUUUCGUAUGAAUGGUUCACUAUUCCCUAUGUUCCUAUUGAAGACCCUAAAUGGAGCUUUAUAUUCUCCCGAUACUGCUUUUAAAUCUGAACCUAAUACUCCUACUGACAAUUUAUUUAAAGUUGGUCAAAAAAUUGAAGCAGUUGAUAAAAAAAAUCCACAUCUAAUUUGUGUGGCAACUAUUGGUGAUGUUAAUAAAAACAAUAUAUUUGUUACAUUUGAUGGAUGGAGAGGUGCAUUUGACUAUUGGUGUUCAUAUGAUUCUAGAGAUAUAUUUCCAGUGGGAUGGUGUGUAAAAAGUGGCCACCCACUUCAGCCACCUGGUCAUAAAGGAUCUCGCUAUUCAGGAAGUAGACCUAAUAGUGCACAGUCUUCAGCAAAUGUGAAACAAAAUUUUAAUGAUUCUAUAAAUUUAACCCCAGAUAGUGCAAGUGAUCUAGAAGCUGGUAUCCAAGAAUCAUGUUCUGUAUUUAUAAACCAUGAGUGUAAGUGUGGCCCAUUUAUGGAUUCUUCUAAAUUGUUUGAACUUCCUAAGCAAUUAGGGCCUGGAUUAGUACAAAAAGUUUUGAAAGACACUAUACAACAUUUAGUAAACACUGCACAUGAUAUUCAAUCAGUUACGACAUUGAUGAAGAAACAAGGUGAUAGUACAUGUACAAUAACAGCUACAUAUGAAGGGAAAUCCAGGGUUUUUAAAUUACCGAAAAUUGAGAAGACAGAUGAGUUCUGGGAUUAUAUCAGAACUCUGUUAGAAGAUCUGUCAUGCUGCAAAAAUUUGUUAAGUCCCGCUUUAAAUGUUUGCUCCGAGUGUAAACUAGAAAAGAAUGUGAACGAAGUAAUAAAAAAUGAUAAUAAAAGUAUAAAACGACAUGGUUCACCAGAAAGUUCAACUCCUGAUGAAGUAACAGUAGUAACAAAAAAACCAUGUACAACUGAACCUGAAAUGGAAGCUGCAUCUUCCACAACCCCAACUGAAGGACCAAUAAGAUUACCUGUAGACCCUGCAGAAUGGUCUGUAGAAGAUGUUAUUCAACAUAUAAACUGUAUAGAUUUACAGUUAAAUACAUUUGCUGAUCUUUUUAGAAAACAUGAAAUUGAUGGAAAAGCCUUACUAUUAUUGAACUCUGAUACAAUGAUGAAAUACAUGGGACUUAAAUUAGGGCCUGCCUUAAAACUUCAAAACGUAAUCAAUAGAUUAAAACCCCGACGGAGAUAAAAGUGAAAAGCUCAUUGGAAGCUUUUUCAAGGUUGAUAACAAUGAAUGUUAGAUUAUUAAUAAUUUUGUUUUCUCCUAACUAUUUUUAUGUAUUAUGAAUGAUUGGUGCUUAGGUAAUAGAUAUUUACUAUGAAAUUAAUUCACAUAAAUUUAAAUGUUUUUUUAAGUAAUUAUACUUAUGUUUUCCUUAAUAAAUAUUUUAUUUUAUUUAUGAAAUUUCUAUUAACUAACUUUUAAUCAUUGUACAUUUUUGUUUUCUAAUUUAUACGGACAAUGAUUUAUUUUUUCCCCUGUAUGAAAUAUAAAUCAAAAUAUGGUUUUCUUAUAACUAAAUUUUAAAUUAUAUUUUGUUGUCAUUGAAUUUAUUUAACAUGUUGAUUGCGUAUGUCUAUGUGCAGUUUUCACCCAGUGCAUAUAAUAAAAGUAUAAAGCGGUAUUCUAAAAAUAACAUAAGGAAACUGCUCCAGCAUGGUCAUACAUCCAAACGAUAUAUAUAUAUAUAUAUAUAUAUAUAUAUAUAUAUACAUAUUUUAAAACAUUUGUUUAAUCUAUUCUAAUUAAUAAUAAAAUAAAAUUCAGCCACACGUAUGGAAUAAUAAACCAUUUACUUUAAAUAUAUUAUAUUGGACGCCAAAUUACAUCAAACGCGUUGCUGGUUGACCCUAAUGAUGACAAUUUGUGUCAGUACGCAGUCAACAUGUUAAUAAUCAAUUUGUCAAGAGGAUGUUACUUAUUAUUGUAUUGUUACCUCUGUCUACCAUUUUAUAUACAUAUAUGCAACAUAAUAAAUUUACUUUCCAUAAGACUAAUAGUAAGCUUUAAGCCAAUAUACAAUUGAAUUGAUAUAUUGUUCAUUAUUUUCUCUGUGCUCAGUGUUGAUUCUAUAAUAUACUAAUUUGGCAUUUUGCAUGAUGGACAGGAAUUAAUAACAAUUUUAACUCUUAUAAAUGUUGAUAUUUUGUUUUUCCAGUACAAUUUUUUUCUAAUUAGUAGCAUAUUAUUGAGUUAAGAAAUUAUGAUUACAAUUUAUAAUUUAUUAAACUUUCAUAUGAUUUUUUUAUAUCUAUAAAAUCAGAAUAUUUUUCUUUACACAAUGGUUUUUAUUGGGUAUAUUUAAGUUAUAUAUUGCCUAUUAUAUUAGUGAUUGAAUUAAUUAAUUAAUAUUAUCGUUUUAAUAAUAUAUUAAUUUGAUAUUCUGGGAACCAAAACCUCGCUUAGCACAAACCAUAUAACUAUAGUCCAUGAUAUCCUAUUAGCUAAAAUUAUUAGUUUAAUUAGUAGUAAUUAGCAACAAACAGUUUAAUAAUAUUGAAAAAGGUAAUUGUGAUCAUAUAAAAGUUAUAACAUUUUACACUCCAUGGUUUUGUACUUUUAAUUUAUGUUAUUUUUUGUUAUUAGCUUUAAUUAUGUAUAAGAUAAAUCUGUAAUAUUUUAUCAUGUUUCAAUUUUUGUAAUAUAGGUAUAUUUUAUUUUAUUUUUAGUAAUAGAAAUAUUAUAUUUUGUUUAUUAAUUAUAUUGUAAUAUUAAUAGCCUAAUGGGAGAAAAAUGUAAUGGCAAUUGUUUCUGUGAUUUUAGAAAUAUUUUGAUUGAUUGUAUUGAAAAAUUAU